This is a messenger RNA of Styela clava, 1608 nucleotides long. The record is from RefSeq and is a predicted model, not a curated record. NCBI's taxonomy places the organism in Eukaryota, Metazoa, Chordata, Ascidiacea, Stolidobranchia, Styelidae.
UUCUGGAAGCUUUACUCUGUGGCGAUACGCUCGUUGCUGCGUCAGACUUGAGACAACAUUACGAUGAUUUAAUAACUGUAGAUCAACAAACUCAAAUCGCACCAGUACAAGAAGAAUUUGAGACCCUGAAUGUCAUGACGCCGAAAUUAAAAGACGAGGAAUGUGAAGUGGCAAGGUUACCGAGAAAUCGUGAACGAAACAGAUAUAUGGAUGUCUUGCCAUCAGACAGAUUAAUGCCGUAUCUUGUAACACCACAUCCCACUGAUCCUGACUCGAAUUAUAUAAACGCCAUAUUUACAGAUAGUUACGCAAAAAGAAACGCCUUCAUUGUGACCCAAACUCCCCUGCCAAACACAGUCAUUGAUUUCUGGAGAUUGGUUUAUGACUAUAAUUGUACUUCUGUUAUUAUGAUGGAUGAUCUCGGAGGACAAGAACCAACUUGCUGUCAAUAUUGGCCAGACAACGGAACUGCUGUAUUCGGAUCUUUUACUGUUGAAUUAAGUCAAAUAGAGGAUGAAGUUGAUUUUACGACGAGAAUAUUGAAAAUACAGAAUAUGAAUAGACCGAAUGAAGCACCAAGAAUGGUUAAACAGUUCCAACUGACCAAUUGGCCAGAGAACCAGCCAGUGCCAUAUACAAGAAAUGCUGUGUUGAGGGUGAUUCAACUGGUAACAAAAUGGCAAACAGAAAACAAUACUCCUAUUGCUUCUACGAAAGAUGAAGGAAGAAUGCUGGUUCAUUGUCUAGCCGGCGCUGGAAGGAGCGGUACAUUCGUAGCAUGUUAUAAUAUGUGCAUGCAAUUACGACAAGAAUUUGCAGUCGAUGUUUUUAAUAUUGUUCAACGAUUAAGAAACAUUCGUCCACAGCUUGUUGAAACACUGGAACAAUACAGAUUCUGUUAUGAAGUCGGAUGGGAUUUCGCUGACCAGUGAUCUACUUUUUAAAAACUGCCACUGCAUGGCCAUGACAAAAUUAAGUUCGGACAAAUACACGCUAUUGAUAUAUCAAGCUUGACCAGAAGUAGUUCAUUGGGUUCCUUGUGGACAAACAAGCCACCAUCAUCACUCAAAUUCAAAUACAACUCACUCCAAUCAGUAACUUUUUUAGACGAGACCCCCGACUAAAACAUUUUUUUCAUUUUUAAUCAUUUUUUGCUUUUUUGGUGCUUUAAUUUGCAGUUUCUUUAUUUUCUCUUAUUAAUAUUAUUAUCAGAUGCUGUUAAAUCAUCAAUUUUUAAUGAUUUUUUUUUUUCAAUUUUUUUUUGUUGUAAAAACGUCUCACAUCAUGUUUAGGGUUGUCUUUGGAUGAACUAGUACUUUAGUACUUCUGAUGCAUGUAAUGCAGAAAGUAUAAUAAUUUAAAAUUAUUAUUAAAAACUGGUAGUAUGGACAUCUAUCGUCUUUCCUAUUGUAUGUAAUGCAAAAGAAUAUCCAAUUAUGUAUGUAUGAUAGAAAAUGAUAAUUGUGUUGAGAAUUGAUUUCAUUACAUCUGUGAAAUUUUUUUAAGUGAAAUUGAUACGUUAAAAAUUUCAAAAUUGGAUUUAAUAUUCACUUGAAAUUUUAGUUACUAAUUGUUCGAUCAUCUGCGCUCAUUUCAUUUUGAUGAUUU